AUGCCCCUGUUCAGCUGGAUGAAAUGGUUGCGUGCUGAACGAGAAAAGGCGCAGGAUGAAGGGGCGUCCACAGGGUUAUCACCCAGCUGCACACUGAUCAGGGAGCUGCUGUGGCACGUGGAGGAAAGGGAGUGCAUGGCGCGGGAGGUGGAGCAGGAACACAAGCUGACCCACAACACCACAGGAUACCCCCACUGGCUCCACAGCUACCCCAGUUUACGCACGCUAAUCCCCGCAUCGGAGCGACGCCAGCUGGAGCACUUGUGUGCCCAGAUACACCCUAUGCACACCGCUACAGUGCUCUCCAGGUUCCGUGACGUGCUGGCCAGCAACAAGAUCCUGCCCUGGGAGCUUGUGUACGUCUUCAAGCAGGUGCUGAGAGACUUCCUCAAUAAAGAGGAAGGGGAAGAAGAGGAGGAUCACAUGCCGGAGCCAGAACUGCUUGGGCCAAUGGAGGCCUGGACCAACAGAUACCAAAUGAAGCAGGGAUUUGUCACACCUACUGUGCCCAACUGUGGUGAGCCCCAGAGAGAAGAGAUCCCAACCAUCUCUGGCUAUGUGGACCGUACCAUGAGAGGCUCUUAUCCUUUCACUGCCCAUAGGGUCUGGGACCUUCCCUACUACUACCCAGUGCCACACAACUCCACAGAAGCCUACAGCACCCCACUGUGAGAGCGGGUGGGGUGGUAAAGUAGUACCCAACUCAUGACCUUACUAGCUUCUAUCCUUGUUAGGUCAUGACUGAAAGAGUUGUCAUCUUAAAAAAAACAUGUUACAGAUUCAUUUUAAUUAAUGGGACUGCAACAAAAUCUUGCCCUGGACCAGCACUUGCAUGGGGGCAGAUUCAUACAUACAACAAUAGAUACUGCUAGCUAACUGGACUGGGGGUGCAUCUCAAUAGACUACUCGGUUACUCUAGCUACUUACUGUAACUUAGAAAGCUACUUAAUUCCACUGGUUUAAUAAAUCAACCCGUGCCUAGGAAUUUUGGCACCUGGCUAGUUAGCUACUUUACUGUGUUAGUAUUACUGUAGUAGCUAAAUAAUGCUCAUAUUUACUGAAAAGUAUGUAGCUAGCUAUGUACCUAACUAAAGCAACAUUUCUUUCAUAUGUUAGCUAGCCAGCCAACAAAUGUGAACAUGUGUGAAAGUUUCUAGGUUCCAUCCAAUUGGCAAAAGAUUCCCCCCAGAUUUUUCUACCAAAUUGUAUUGUUUUUUAAAUUUUUAUUAUUAUUUUUUAUAAACAACAAAUCAAUACAUAAAGCACAUGAGGGAACACAAGCAUACAUAGAUUACAAACAAUAGACAAUCGAGCUAGGGGGUACAAUAUCACAUUACAAUUACACAAGGACCUUAUGGGACAUGCAUAUACUUACAAUUCUAACAGCUUUUUUGUUAGUAGAGCAUUUAACCGUCUUAAAAUACAGUUCAAUUUCUUUUUGUAGGGUACGAAAAUGUGGUUUUCUGUUUGUAAAUUUACAUUUGUGUAUAUGAAAUUUGGCCAAAAAAAUAAUGAAAUUAAUUACAUAAAAAUGUUUCCGCUUAUUUCUAUUGUAUGUAAAGAAUCCAAACAGUACAUCUCUCCACAAUAGUGUAAAAUCUUCAUAAAUGUGUUCAAUUAUAAACGUACUGAUGUCUUGCCACAGUUUUCUUACAUGCAUACAAU
Molecule: messenger RNA, 1665 nt
Organism: Oncorhynchus keta (chum salmon)
Lineage: Eukaryota; Metazoa; Chordata; Actinopteri; Salmoniformes; Salmonidae
Product: protein RD3-like
Exons: 2
Coding region: 1-672 (223 amino acids)
Source: RefSeq, a predicted model, not a curated record